AAAAACAAACAAACAGCUACAGCUACAGCUACAGCUACAGCUACAGCUACAGUAGUAUCUUAACUUGUUUCCAAAGCCAGCACCAAAUGGGUCAAGGACCAUCAGGCAACCGGCAAGGUCUUCCCGGAGAGCGGAGACAAGACGGCGGUGAUAAAAAAGAUAAGAAAUUCGAGCCAGCGGCACCGCCAGCAAGAGUAGGCAGAAAGCAAAGGAAGCAAAAAGGACCAGAAGCAGCAGCGAGAUUACCAACAGUAACACCAUUAACAAAGUGCAAACUCAGGCUGUUAAAAUUAGAAAGAAUAAAAGAUUAUUUAUUGAUGGAAGAAGAGUUUGUUGCUAAUCAAGAAAGAUUAAAGCCACAAGAAGAGAAAGCAGAGGAAGAUAGGUCUAAAGUUGAUGAUUUGAGGGGCUCGCCAAUGAGUGUUGGCAAUUUGGAAGAAUUGAUUGACGAGAAUCAUGCUAUUGUUUCUUCAAGUGUGGGACCCGAGUAUUAUGUUGGGAUUUUGUCUUUUGUUGAUAAAGAUCAGCUGGAGCCUGGUUGUGCUAUUUUGAUGCAUAAUAAGGUCCUUUCUGUUGUUGGGCUUCUUCAGGAUGAAGUUGAUCCAAUGGUGUCUGUAAUGAAGGUGGAGAAGGCUCCAUUGGAAUCUUAUGCUGAUAUAGGUGGUUUAGAUGCGCAAAUACAGGAAAUUAAAGAAGCUGUUGAGCUCCCUCUUACUCAUCCUGAAUUGUAUGAAGAUAUUGGUAUUAAGCCUCCUAAGGGUGUCAUAUUAUAUGGAGAGCCUGGCACUGGAAAAACGUUGCUUGCAAAGGCGGUUGCAAAUUCAACAUCGGCAACUUUCUUACGUGUUGUUGGUAGUGAAUUAAUUCAAAAAUACUUGGGAGAUGGCCCAAAAUUAGUGAGGGAACUUUUCAGAGUUGCUGAUGAUCUCUCUCCAUCAAUUGUCUUCAUUGAUGAGAUUGAUGCAGUGGGUACAAAGAGGUACGAUGCCCACUCAGGUGGUGAACGUGAAAUUCAGAGAACUAUGUUGGAAUUACUGAACCAGUUGGAUGGUUUUGAUUCAAGAGGAGAUGUCAAAGUGAUUCUUGCAACUAACCGAAUUGAAAGCCUUGAUCCUGCUUUGCUUCGACCUGGUCGAAUAGAUAGGAAGAUCGAAUUCCCACUUCCUGAUAUCAAAACAAGGCGACGUAUUUUCCAGAUACACACAUCGAGAAUGACAUUGGCUGAUGAUGUCAACUUAGAAGAAUUUGUUAUGACUAAAGAUGAAUUCUCUGGAGCUGAUAUAAAAGCUAUCUGUACUGAAGCCGGUCUGCUUGCUUUACGAGAGCGACGCAUGAAGGUGACACAUGCUGACUUCAAGAAAGCUAAAGAAAAGGUCAUGUUCAAGAAGAAAGAAGGGGUACCAGAAGGACUUUAUAUGUGAAAAACUUCAUAUGUGAAAAAGAUUGAUCCUUUGUUACUCAAAAAGAUCACUUGGUUCUUUUUUUCCCUUUGCUUAUUAUUUGCGUUAGUUUCGGUUUGUAUCCUAAAAUCUAAUUUGUUUGUUGGAUUUGGAAGGUAGUUUUUGGUGAUAUAAUAUGAUUGUUCUUUAACAUGAAA
Molecule: messenger RNA, 1597 nt
Organism: Ricinus communis (castor bean)
Lineage: Eukaryota; Viridiplantae; Streptophyta; Magnoliopsida; Malpighiales; Euphorbiaceae
Product: 26S proteasome regulatory subunit 4 homolog A
Exons: 6
Coding region: 87-1421 (444 amino acids)
Biological process (GO): proteasome-mediated ubiquitin-dependent protein catabolic process
Cellular component (GO): proteasome regulatory particle, base subcomplex
Molecular function (GO): ATP hydrolysis activity; ATP binding; proteasome-activating activity
Source: RefSeq, a predicted model, not a curated record